Molecule: messenger RNA, 3291 nt
Organism: Nyctereutes procyonoides (raccoon dog)
Lineage: Eukaryota; Metazoa; Chordata; Mammalia; Carnivora; Canidae
Gene: FZD10
Product: frizzled class receptor 10
Exons: 1
Coding region: 410-2155 (581 amino acids)
Biological process (GO): non-canonical Wnt signaling pathway; canonical Wnt signaling pathway
Cellular component (GO): plasma membrane
Molecular function (GO): Wnt-protein binding; Wnt receptor activity
Source: RefSeq, a predicted model, not a curated record
CUCGCCUUUUGCGCGUCUUCCCCGCCCGGGACGCGCGGCGCCGAGCAGCUGCGGCCCGGCCCGGCGAGGCCGGCGCGGAGGGAGGAGCGGCCGCCCGCCGGCCUCCCGGACGCGCCACCGGGGCGCUCGCGGAAGAGCCCAAAGUUUGCCGCGCCCGGGGAGUCGCCGCCCGCCGGGAGCCCCGGCCCCGCAGCGCUUCCCGGUACCGUUGGCCAACUUUGCUCACCCCCCACCCCCCGCGGCCCCGCCUCGGCGGAGGCCGGGGGCGCGGAGCGCAGCGCCCCGGCCGGCGCGGCGGGCAUGGGCGGGGGCCGGAGCGGGGACGCGGAGCCGGGGCCCGUGGCCCGAGCCGGGCAGCGUCGGCGCUGAGCGGGGCGGACCUCCCCGCCCGGGCACCUCCGCCGCCAGCAUGCCGCGCCCGGGCCCCCGCCUGUGGCUGGUCCUGCAGGUGAUGGGUUCGUGCGCCGCCAUCAGUUCCAUGGACAUGGAGCGUCCGGGCGACGGCAAGUGCCAACCCAUUGAGAUCCCGAUGUGCAAGGACAUUGGCUACAACAUGACCCGCAUGCCCAACCUGAUGGGCCACGAGAACCAGCGCGAGGCCGCCAUCCAGCUGCAUGAGUUCGCGCCGCUGGUGGAGUACGGCUGCCACGGCCACCUCCGCUUCUUCCUGUGCUCGCUGUACGCGCCCAUGUGCACCGAGCAAGUCUCCACCCCCAUCCCUGCCUGCCGGGUCAUGUGCGAGCAGGCCCGGCUCAAGUGCUCCCCGAUCAUGGAGCAGUUCAACUUCAAGUGGCCCGACUCGCUGGACUGCAGCAGGCUCCCCAACAAGAACGACCCCAACUACCUGUGCAUGGAGGCGCCCAACAAUGGCUCGGACGAGCCCUCCCGGGGCUCGGGCCUGUUCCCGCCGCUCUUCCGGCCGCAGCGGCCGCACAGCGCGCAGGAGCACCCGCUCAGGGACGCGGGCCAGGGGCGCACCGGCUGCGACAACCCGGGCAAGUUCCACCACGUGGGGAAGAGCGCGGCGUGCGCGCCGCUCUGCACGCCCGGAGUGGACGUGUACUGGAGCCGCGGCGACAAGCGCUUCGCGGUGGUCUGGCUGGCCGUCUGGGCGGUGCUGUGCUUCUUCUCCAGCGCCUUCACCGUGCUCACCUUCCUCAUCGACCCGGCCCGCUUCAGGUACCCGGAGCGCCCCAUCAUCUUCCUCUCCAUGUGCUACUGCGUCUACUCCGUGGGCUACAUCAUCCGCCUCUUCGCUGGCGCCGAGAGCAUCGCCUGCGACCGGGACAGCGGACAGCUCUAUGUCAUCCAGGAGGGGCUGGAGAGCACCGGCUGCACCCUUGUCUUCCUGGUCCUCUACUACUUCGGCAUGGCCAGCUCGCUGUGGUGGGUGAUUCUCACACUCACCUGGUUCCUGGCUGCGGGCAAGAAGUGGGGCCAUGAGGCUAUCGAGGCCAAUAGCAGCUACUUCCACCUGGCAGCCUGGGCCAUCCCGGCGGUGAAGACCAUCCUGAUCCUGGUGAUGCGCCGGGUGGCUGGGGACGAACUCACCGGCGUGUGCUAUGUGGGCAGCAUGGACGUGAACGCCCUCACCGGCUUCGUGCUCAUCCCACUGGCCUGCUACCUCAUCAUCGGCACUUCCUUCAUCCUGUCUGGCUUCGUGGCACUCUUCCACAUCCGGAGGGUGAUGAAGACCGGUGGGGAGAACACGGACAAACUGGAGAAGCUCAUGGUGAGAAUCGGGGUCUUCUCGGUGCUUUACACCGUGCCGGCCACCUGUGUGAUCGCCUGUUACUUUUACGAACGCCUCAACAUGGAGCACUGGAAGAUCCUAGCCACGCAGCACAAGUGCAAAAUGAACAACCAGACCAAAAGUCUGGACUGUGUGAUGGCUGCGUCCAUCCCAGCGGUGGAGAUCUUCAUGGUGAAGAUCUUCAUGCUGCUGGUGGUGGGCAUCACCAGCGGCAUGUGGAUCUGGACAUCCAAGACCCUGCAGUCCUGGCAGAAUGUUUGCAGCCGCAGGUUCAAGAGAAAGAGCAGGAGGAAACCUGCCAGCGUGAUCACCAAUAGUGGGAUAUACAAAAAAGCCCAGCAUCCCCCAAAAACCCACCUCGGAAAAUAUGAGAUCCCUGCACAGCCUCCCACGUGUGUGUGAACUGGCUUCUGGGGGAGGCCGGCGUGGAAAACCUUCCCAGACAGGAUACAAUGGCAAUCAGAGCCAAAACAUGGUGCUUUUCCUGGUUGGUUGUUUUUUUUUUUUUGUUUUGUUUUGUUUUGUUUUGUUUUGUUUUUAAUAAAAGUAAACGAAAAAAGUUUUUACUCUUAAAUUCAGGAUACUGUGGUACGCUCAAAGUAAAAAUGUGCUUAUGGGGUUUUUGUUUUGUUUUGUUUUGUUUUCGCAAGGAGAGCUCCUCAAUUAAGUAGCCUCUCGUGUAACUAAUUUGUGGUAAAGUAGUUGGUUCAGCCCCCAGAAGAAAACUUUUGUUUAGAAGCUUCCAUAAAUACAUAGCUGUGUGUUUGAGUUGGCUUUGCUACCCAUUUACAAGUCAGAGGAGAGAUGGCUUCUUUGUACAUUGAAGAACUUUUGCUGGGAGCAUUGGGGGGGGGGGUUGAGAGAGAGAAAGAGAGAGGGAAGUGGGUCUCCGGCAGGAGCCAUCCUAGGGACCCACCCCCAGGAAGGCUGUGUGUGGGACAGCAGCUUCUGUGCAGACAGGAAGAAAGGGGAACCCUGACAAUUUAGCACACUCCAGUGGAUUUGGAGUCACUUAAAAUAGACUCCAGCCUCUAGCCUUCACAAAUGGUCUUUCUCCAAGACAGAAACUUCCACCAAACCUAACAUUUGCAAAUGCAAACAAUGUGCAAUACGUUUCUUCCCUCUUUCCGUUAAAAUGAAAAGAGAAACAAGUAUUUUGCUGUACAUAAAGACAACAAAAGAAAUCCCAACAAAAGCACGGAGAGGCCCAGCCCUCAGAAACCCUCUAGUGUUACAUUUUGUGGCUUUUUAAUGGAAACCAAGCCAAUGUUAUACACGUUUGGACUGAUUUGUGGAAAGGAGGUGGGGGGGGGGAGGGAAGAAAGAUCAUUCAAAAGUAUCCAAAGGGCUUAUUGACUCUUUCUAUUGUUAAACAAAUGGUUUCCAUGAAUAGCUCAAGAAGCACUAGACAAGUCUACAUUAUUCUCCCCCACCAUCCCAGGGAAGAGUGGUCCUGCUUGUGUAUAUUUGUAAUAUAUGAUAUUUUUCAUGCUCCACUAUUUUAUUAAAAAUAAAAUAUGUUCUUUAGUUUGCUCUGG